CCAACCCCGACCGGUUACAGAUGUCACGCCUCACGCAUUUAGGGCUUUAUUAGUUUCCAUACAUCCGCUUUUAGGUGGUACUCAGCCAUAGCGACAAUAGACACGUUAUUUCUUAACAUCUCGAUGACGUAGGUAUCACAUCACACCACACCAAAAGCGUUCCCGGAUCGAAACGCAUUCAGAAGUGGGAGGCCCUCUGACAGACAACUAUACGUUCACGAUGUCUCUUUCGGAAGCAUACAACACGGUCAAGCGCGCUCUUUCCACAGCCCCGUCAAACGAUGCUUAUCUUCGCUGGGAUUCGCCAGGCGUCGAAGACCCAAAAGAGGAUGAAGGAGAAAAGACCAGACAAAUUGGAGAAACGAUGAACAAGAUGCAGCAACACAACUUCGACCAACAUCGUCACGCCUUUCGGGCCACGCACGUCAAGACACAAGGUGUUGUCAAAGGUAAGUUGACUGUACUAUCAAAUAUCUCAGACCAUCUGCGCCAGGGUCUCUUCAAGACGCCCGGCAAGACAUACGAUGUAGCAGCGAGAUACGCAAAUGAACCUGUGUUUCUCCAAGCUGAUCAAGAGCCCGGACCUCGGGGGCUGGCGAUGAGAAUUUUUGAAGUCGAAGGCGAACGACUCGAGGGUGCGAAUCCAAACGCAACGACCCAAGACUUUUUCUUCAAUAACGCCCCGAUGAUUGAAUUGACCGACAUCGACACUUGCUUGGAAAUCAUGAAUUUGAGAGAGAAGUACUUUGAUAGCCCUACGAUGCUAGCGGCAGCGACAAAGUUACGCACCGACGCUAUCAAGCAAAGUGCGCCUGGGAUGCUCCCCAACACCAACAUGAUCAGCCACUCUUUCUACUCACAGAGUGCAUUUAGAUUCGGCGAAUGGUACGGCCACAUGGCGCUUUUCCCGGUCCUCGAUGAAAUGAAGAGCCGUACGGAGAAGAUGAAGGGUAGUUACUCUAGGGAGACUCUUGCAGACUGGUUGAUGGAGUACUAUGCAGAAAAUGGGGCGAAAUAUGAGUUCAAGAUUCAACUUGGGACGUCGCCAGAGCACCACCCCACCGAAGAUGCAUCCAUAGUCUGGGACGAGGCUACGGCACCUUAUCAGACUAUAGCCGUCAUCGAGUUUCCUCCACAGGACGCAUUGACUGCGGCCAGAAGGGUCUUCUGGGAGGACUAUAUGAAGCUCAGCCCUUGGGAUGCACUGGCUGAGCAUCAACCUCUGGGAAGCAUUAAUCGCUUGCGGAGGGUCGUUUACGACAUGAGCAGGAAGAAAAGGGAAGCAAUGAAUGCUAAUACAACACAGAGCGUGAAUAGUGUGGGUGAGAUACCUUGGUAGACGAUCAAGGGGCUAUACCGGCAAGCUGUAUGCGUCUCGCCCUUCGACAGUUACUUUACCAAUCCAUUUCAACUUAGUAUCAACACCUUUCACGCUCACUAAUGUCUGUCACUUCAAAUCUUCAUAUGAUUACAUAUCUCGGUACAUUAGUGUUUCAAAGCAUCUUCUUGGUUACAUGCGUAGUAAGUAAGCUUUGCACAACUGGCAGCGCGUUCUUACUGCGACUACCCUCCGC
Dothidotthia symphoricarpi CBS 119687 is the source of this 1574-nucleotide messenger RNA. Its product is annotated as heme-dependent catalase. The transcript has 3 exons. Bases 221 to 1339 code for a protein of 372 amino acids. The record is from RefSeq and is a predicted model, not a curated record. NCBI's taxonomy places the organism in Eukaryota, Fungi, Ascomycota, Dothideomycetes, Pleosporales, Dothidotthiaceae. Gene Ontology annotation, molecular function: heme binding.